Lactuca saligna is the source of this 1887-nucleotide messenger RNA. The record is from the annotation of a GenBank genome assembly. NCBI's taxonomy places the organism in Eukaryota, Viridiplantae, Streptophyta, Magnoliopsida, Asterales, Asteraceae.
AUGCAAGAAACCCCUUCUCCGACCUUCUUCAACGUUCCUUUUAAUUUAUUUAUCCGUCUUUGUUUUCUUCAUUUCGACCUCCCGCUUCCCAGUCAUACAUCGACCGACUUGCUUCACCCGCUCAGCCAUGCUUGGUUUCAAAUUACUUUCUGUUGGAGACGAUGGUCUGGCGAGUUGACUCCUGCUUCGAUCGUCUCGUGUUUCUCAUUAGUUUUGUGUAUAAAACCACAAUUUCAGAAAAUCAAAUCAAUGACUUUACCUGCCGCAAGAACAAAGGGGAAGCAGAAAACACCGACUCCACCACACCGGUUGAUUUCGAGUGCUGAGGGAGGACAUCAUAACAGAGAGCCUGAGCCCCAUAUAAUUAUCCCUUCAGCUGCUUUUGCUGGAUCCAUUAUCAGCUUCAUAUUAUGUCCAGGUACUGAUUCUCUGGUUCCAACCUCACGCAAAUACAGUGGUCCACUUAAUUGUGCGAUUCAAACUAUAAAACCCGAAGGGGUCAAUGGGCUUUUUAGAGGAGGAAUUGGGAUCAUUAGUGGUGGUCUUAGUGGUAUCGUGGACAGGAAAUUGUUGAUCGCUAUGAUGCUGAGUGCGCACCAACGAGCUCAAGAAGUGAUACAGUCCGCUGCAGACAAAACCUGUAAUAGAACCCUCUCUGUACCAAAGCAUAUGAAGCGACCUAUAUAUGUCUAUUAUCAGCUUGACAACUUUUAUCAGAAUCACCGAAGAUCUGUUGAUGUGUUCUUGAACCAGACAAACUCGGUGUUCAGUGAGGUGUUAAUGUUAUGAUGGUGGAUUGAUAGGCCAAUGCAGCAUCAGGGAUGGCUGUGCAUGAUGACUGCAACCUAAAGUUUAUGGACUUGAAGGCAAAAAGGACCUUCUGUUUCAUCAUUUAUAAGAUCGAGGAGAAACAAAAGCAGGUGAUGGUUGAAAAGCUUGGAGAACCAGCAGAAACGUAUGGUGAUUUUGCAGCAUGUCUCCCUGCUGAUGAAUGUCGAUAUGCUGUCUUUGAUUUUGAUUUCAUGAUAGCAGAAAAUGUCCCAAAAAGCAGGAUCUUCUUCAUCGCAUGGGAGGUGUCCAGACAGUUGAUUUGCUAGAUGGGAGUAUAUCUGGAGUGCUAUUGGAGGAGCUCUUUCAAAGAGAUGGAGUAGGGAUUAUGGUGGCUAGUGAUCUUUAUGAAGGUACCAGAAUGGGAAAGCUGUUGUACCUGAAUGUGAUUUCAAAAGAAGAACCCCACAAGAAAAUAGGUGUGCCAUAAGACUUCCAAGUUGAAGGCUUAUGCAACAUAUAUUAAAGAGAACUAAAAGAAUCCUUCAAAAUAUAAGCAAGAUGGAUUCAUGAUGAAAUUGAACAAUAGGCGCGGUUCUAAUAUAUGGCCACGAGGAAGAAGUAAAUCAAAUUGUAUGUGAUUUUUUAUGUGCUCUGUUAUUUGACACAAGAAAUUUUAGUGAGGCAUUCACUAGAUUUUAAUGUUUCGAAGGGACGAUGCAGCAUAAGUAGAAGAACAAUGCUUACCAAUGAAGAUGGUUGCAGUUCCGUUUUAACAACUGAGGCAUCUAUAGAAAAUCAUGAAACCGGUUCUACACAGGAUUUCCCUCCAAAGAUUUCCCUUUUAACAUUAUUGGUCAUCCUGCUUUGGCUGAUAAUGGAAGAAGUUCUUUGAGACAUUUACUCAUUGCUUAUGCUAGACAUGUUCUACUACAAGAUAGUAGACAUAGCGCCAACGGCGCAAAUGAUUCCCCUCUAGUUAGGAUCGUUUUAAUACACACUAAAUAUUAUAUCAAAUGUAAAUAAUUAAUUGUUGUUUCAUUCAUUUUCUAUUUUUUUUAAUAAUCUAUCUGACCUAAAAUAUUGUUAGUUACUUUCACCUAUAAUACAUAUAACCAC